Molecule: messenger RNA, 1419 nt
Organism: Perkinsus marinus ATCC 50983
Lineage: Eukaryota; Perkinsozoa; Perkinsida; Perkinsidae
Product: protein transport protein Sec61 subunit alpha, putative
Exons: 13
Coding region: 1-1419 (472 amino acids)
Biological process (GO): SRP-dependent cotranslational protein targeting to membrane, translocation; post-translational protein targeting to membrane, translocation
Cellular component (GO): Sec61 translocon complex; membrane
Molecular function (GO): signal sequence receptor activity; transmembrane protein transporter activity; ribosome binding
Source: RefSeq, a predicted model, not a curated record
AUGAGGUUCUUGGAUGUUUUCCGACCCGUUAUGCGGCUCCUGCCCGAGACCACAACUCCCGACAGGAGAAUCCCUUUCAACGAGAGGAUGGUAUGGACUGCUACUUGCUUAUUCAUGUUCAUGGUGAUGGGGGAAAUCCGAUUAUACGGCAUGGGGAAGGGGUCCACUGUUGACCCCUUCUACUGGCUUAGGACUCUCAUGGGCAGCCAACAGGGUUCACUGAGGGAGCUAGGUGUGGCCCCCGUACUAACCGCCGGUAUGAUAAUGCAGUUCCUCUACGGUUCAAGGCUCAUCUCAGCGGAUCUCAGCAGGAAGGAGGACCGCGCUUUGUUCCAAGGUGCUCAAAAGGUCGUCGUGGUCCUCGUUGCAUUAGUCCAAGCUUCUCUCCUUGUCGGUGCCGGUGCCUUCGGCCCUAUAUCGGCCAUUGGUGGUCUCAAUGCGGGUCUCCUAGUGGGCCAGAUGGUUAUCUCAAGUAUCGCAGUGAUGUCUAUGGAUGAGCUCCUUCAGAAGGGAUAUGGCUUUGGUGCCACCGGUAUUAACACGUUCAUUGCCAUGAGCGUAUGUGAACAGAUCUUAUCAAGUGGUUUGUCUUUCAAGACCAUCGAUGUUGGUCGCGGCCCGGAGAAGGAAGGUGUGGUGCUGGCCUUGUUCCAGCUCACGUUCAGAGAUGGUAUCAGUGGCCUUAAGGAGGCUAUGUUCCGUAGCGGUGCGGGCAAUAUUAUUACUCUCUUGGCGACAGUGUUCAUCUUCGCCUUGGUCAACUACUUCCAGGUGUUCCGAGUGGAGCUCCCCGUGAAGCACGUUAAAGCGAGGUCUCAUGCCGGCAUGUACCCUAUUAAGCUCUUCUACACUGGUGGUAUGCCCAUCAUCAUCUACGCUACUUGUCUGGCCAAUGCUUAUCUGCUAUCCCAGAUCCUCUACGCUAUGUUCCCCGAGAUGAAGGUCAUUGGAUUCCUGGGCAAAUGGGAAUACAGUGAGUUCACUGGGCUCGCCCGACCGAUUGCCGGCCUGGCCUACUACUUCUCACCGCCUCAAUCUACCGUAUCGAUAUUCACCGACCCCAUCAACUUGAUCAUCUUCGUCUCCUCGGUGCCGAUCUCUUGCGGUAUCGCUUCUAGAAUGUGGCUCAAUGUAUCAGGGACCGGUGCUAGAGACAUCGCUCGUCAGCUCAAGGACCAGCAGAUGACCAUGCGUGGCUACAGAGACUCCACCGUCAUCUCAGUCCUGGAUAAAUACAUCACGCCUUGUGCUGUUGUUGGCGGCGUUGUGGUCGGGGCGAUCGCAGUGACUGGAGAGCUCCUUGGGGCUGUAGGAAGCGGUGCAGGUAUUAUCCUUGCUGUCACAACCAUCUACCAAAACUUCGAGACUAUGUACAAGGAAGGUGGUAUCCCUCCUGAGCUAGCUGCUGCACUCUUCUAA